UUUAUAAUAUAUUAAUAUAAUGAGUUGGUUCACUUUGAUACAUCUAUAACUGCAUCGAUAUCUGUGCCAAAUAUAUUUAAAGGCAUAUUAAGCUGUUUGCUUACUCUGCACAGUGUAUAAUAACAAUAAACCCCUUGAGAAACCGAAGCUGCUCUCCUUAAUAACAAUGCAUUUAAUGAAUGUGGUGCUGUUUGGACUCGAAGCGCAAUGACGUCUCCAGACCCGAAGGUGGCGAACUCGAUCCGGGGGCGGCGUCCUCGGCGGCUUGUCCCUUCCCAGCUGCCGUAAGCAGAUAUUCAAGCGGAGCAGCAGACAGGUGGCGGACCCGUGUGUGAGCCAUGUGUUCCCUAUCGCUGUUUCCUCCCCCGCUGCCCGCCGGACACGUCACUCUGUACGAAUCCAACAACGAGCUGGUGUCCGGGACAAGCCUGGACAACUACCAGAGACAGGAGUGGGACCCCCCUUCCCUGCUGAUCCCCAAGGAGUCCCUCAAGCCGCACAGCCGCCUGGAGAGCAGCAGCAAGGCAGCCUUCAUCCACCAGCAGGAGACCCUGUGGAUGAGGAGCGCCAACGCCUGGCGUGACGCCGGGCUGUCCGGCUUGCUGGAUGAGAUCGCCAACUCUGCGGAUGAAGUUCCCAGGUGUAUGAAGGUGGCCGCGUGCUGCUCCCUCGCCAUCCUUCGCUGGGUAUCCUCAUUCCACGGCUCCCUGUUCCCGCACCUCACUCUCAGCACUGAGGACAUGGUGUCUGAAUUCUCCCAAGCUGCAGACUGGGCUGGCUGCUCCGUGCGUGCCGUGGCCUGGCACCCUCACACGGACAAGUUCGCUGUGGCUUUGCUGGACGACUCUGUCCGAGUACACAACGCCAGGAGCUCCACAGCCCCCACUCUGAAGCACCGUCUCCAGAAGAACGUCUCGGCGCUGGCCUGGAAGCCGCUGUGUGCCUCGGCGCUGGCGGUGGCGUGUCAGAACUGCGUGCUGGUGUGGCACGUCGACCCGUCCUCCCUCUCCACGCGGCCCUCCUCCGGCUGUGCCCAGGUACUGUCCCAGCCAGGCCACUCUCCGGUCACCUCACUCGCCUGGUCACCCAGCGGAGCGAUCCUGCUCUCCGCAUCGCCCGUGGACACUGCCAUGAUGGUGUGGGACGUGGCUGGGGAGAGCUGUGUUCCCCUGCAGCGUGUGGGAGGCGGGGGCGUCACGUUCCUCUCCUGGGCCCCCGAUGGAAGCAGGGUGCUGGCAGCCACUCCGUCAGCCCUCUUCAGGGUGUGGGAGACCGUCACGUGGACGUGUGAGAGGUGGCCCACGCUGACAGGACGCUGCCAGACUGGCUGCUGGAGUCCCGAUGGGAGUCGCCUGCUGUUUUCUGUAAAGGGGGAUUCUGUGAUCUAUGCGCUGUCCUUCGCCAACACGCCCGGUAAGCACACAGCUCUCUCCUCUCCUCCCUCUCCUCUCUGUGCACUGUCCUUCAGCAACACGCCCGGUAAGCACACAGCUCUCUCCUCCUCCUCCUCCUCCCUCUCCUCUCUGUGCACUGUCCUUCACCAACACGCCCGGUAAGCACACAGCUCUCUC
This is a messenger RNA of Polyodon spathula (Mississippi paddlefish), 1571 nucleotides long. RefSeq names its product aladin-like. The record is from RefSeq and is a predicted model, not a curated record. Gene Ontology annotation, biological process: nucleocytoplasmic transport. Gene Ontology annotation, cellular component: nuclear pore. The transcript is spliced from 12 exons. Bases 339 to 1556 code for a protein of 405 amino acids. Gene Ontology annotation, molecular function: protein binding. NCBI's taxonomy places the organism in Eukaryota, Metazoa, Chordata, Actinopteri, Acipenseriformes, Polyodontidae.